Messenger RNA from Funneliformis geosporum, 1050 nucleotides. Lineage: Eukaryota; Fungi; Glomeromycota; Glomeromycetes; Glomerales; Glomeraceae. The record is from the annotation of a GenBank genome assembly.
GUCAAACUCGAAUGUAAGGAUGUGAAAUACCUACAAACGUUCCGGGCAUCGAUAAUUAAUCAGCGAGAUCAGGAAUCCGUCAAAGAUAUGCUUGAUGAUGGGUGUAUUCGAUUGGUAAAAUUAUCAGGAAAAUCUCAAAUUCGGGGAGUUGAAGAUUUGUAUAAGUUAUCGUCUGAAGCGCAAAUGGAAAAUUUAAAUGAAGAGACUCUGGGUGCAUUCCAACCACCAUCAAAAAGGCUCAGAGAGGAUGAAUAUGAACAGCCACGAACUCCUGAGGAUAAGAUCCGAACUACCAGUGGAACAGAAAUGGAAGAAACUGAUAGCGAUUUAACGUACAAUGACGAAGAGCCCUCUGAAACUUUUUCGUCACAAAAAUCUUAUACACAUGCUACCAAAGUGGUGCUCGCGACCGUUAAUACUGUGUCUAUCGAUAAUAUCGAUAAUCGUCGUCUAACUGAAAAACAUAGCCGGGAUACAAAUAAUGAAGAGGAGGAAAUGCCAAAUAUUGAAGGAGUUACGUCUCCGCUAAAAAAGAUAAAAACCGCUGAUAGAGCAGAAAACAUGGACGGUUGCAAGGAAAAUCGAAUGCAGUCAACUUCAGAAAACUCUAUGAUUUCAUUGGAGACAGAUGAUGAAAUAGAUUAUAGUAAUCAUGAUAUAGAUCCAAACAUUGAGUCCGACUUAUUGGAGCAACAGAUACCUGUACAAAAUCACUCAAAGUACCCUGAUCAAGACAGUCAAGAUAAUAUUUGGUUAUUGCCUUCUAAAAAACCGAUUGAAGAAGUAAUUCGUGGACCUGGAAAUCUGCAUAAAUCACACCCAUCAUGUCUUGGUAUCAUACGUAUUGGUUCAAAGAUUCGUAAACCAGAGUGGAUUGAACAAAAAGAUUGGAAUUACUUACAAACUAGCAUUGAAUAUCCGAAUUACAAACUGACUUCUAAUGUAGAAAACCUCGUUAAAGAAUUAUUAGAGACUAACUCGUUAAUGGAGUAUAAGCAAUGUGUUUGUAAAGCCAAGUUUAAAAAUGAGAUCGAUAAGGAAAUGGAAUUU